Messenger RNA from Culex pipiens pallens (northern house mosquito), 2943 nucleotides. RefSeq names its product cationic amino acid transporter 3-like. The transcript is spliced from 4 exons. The coding region runs from base 537 to 2435 and encodes 632 amino acids. Gene Ontology annotation, cellular component: plasma membrane. Gene Ontology annotation, biological process: amino acid transport; transmembrane transport. The record is from RefSeq and is a predicted model, not a curated record. Lineage: Eukaryota; Metazoa; Arthropoda; Insecta; Diptera; Culicidae. Gene Ontology annotation, molecular function: amino acid transmembrane transporter activity.
CUUUGCUCAGCUGGUUUCGCGGCGAGAGAGUGAGGAGAUGUAGUUGUCGUUCGUUCGCAAGUUUGGCCCAACCAAAGUGGAGGAGGCUUCCUAGCCCAAGGUGUCGAGUUGGGUUGCUCAGUUCGGGUCUAGACGUGGGCAAGUGCGGUUUAGUUUUUUUGUUGUUGUUCGGUUGAAGCCUAAAACCUAGCUUCCAGAGUGUAGCCGGCUUACCUGUCCUGAAGAGGGUGGUCUUUUGGAAUUCAGUGUUUAGUGUUCAGUGUUCUGUGUGCUUUGGGAUUUGCUAAUUAACCCUAUAGCCGCAAGGGGUUAACUUAGUUAAGUGAUUUUAAGUGUUGUUGAGAAGCUGUGAGAAGGAGGAAGGUGUAUUAAAAAAGAUUGUUGUUUAGAGAAAAACCAGUUGAACUAAAUCGUAUUUGGCGUGUGCUCGGUAAUCCGUGAAGGCCAAAUUCGCGUAAAGGAGUAAUAUCGAGAUUGAAAUAGCGCCAUUCGAGGCUGUAGACUCGGAGAAGGUAAACAACAGCGCAGCGUCAAAAAUGCGCCAAGGUGGACGGAUGGAUCGGUUUUGGAUGGCGUUGACGCGCAAGAAACGCAACGAGGACGACGGAAGUGACUCGAAGCUGGCGCGUGUCCUCUCGCUGCUCGAUCUGACCGGGUUGGGUGUUGGCAGUACGCUCGGGUUGGGCGUUUACGUGCUGGCCGGAUCGGUGGCGUACGAGCAGGCUGGACCGGCGGUGGUAAUUUCGUUCCUGGUGGCCGCCGUUGCAUCGGCCAUUGCGGCCCUUUGCUACGCGGAGUUUGCCGCACGUGUUCCGAAGGCUGGUUCGGCUUACAUCUACAGUUACGUCAGUAUUGGAGAGUUUGCGGCGUUCAGCAUCGGGUGGAAUUUGAUUUUGGAGUAUGUGAUUGGAACCUCCAGCGUGGCCCGCGGAAUGAGCGGCUACAUCGAUGCGCUGAUCGACAACAAGAUGAGCAACGCGCUGCGAGAAGCCAUGGGCAUGAACGUGAGCUUCCUGUCCGACUAUCCGGAUUUCUUCUCGUUCGUCGUGGUGCUGAUUCUGGCCGCCCUGCUUGCCUACGGAGUUAAGGAGUCCACGCUGUUGAACAACAUCUUCACGGGCGUUAAUUUGUGCGUCAUUGCUAUCGUGCUGGUGGCGGGGGGUAUGAACAGUGACUCCGCGAACUGGAACAUCAAGCCGGAGGAUAUUCCGGAGGGUAUUGAUGGUGGCAGUGGAGGGUUUGCACCGUACGGCUUUGCUGGCAUCAUGGCGGGUGCGGCCAAGUGCUUCUAUGGCUUCGUUGGAUUUGAUUGUAUUGCCACGACUGGAGAGGAGGCGAAGAACCCGAGUCGGAACAUUCCGUUGGCCAUCGUGAUCUCGUUGGUUGUGAUCUUCUUGGCUUACUUUGGAAUUUCAACUGUCCUUACCAUGGCGCUGCCGUACUACCUCCAGAACCCGGAAGCUCCGUUCCCUCAUCUGUUUGAUCAGCUGGAAUGGUAUGAGAUCAAGUGGAUUGUAUCGAUUGGAGCCAUCUUUGCGCUGUGCACCAGCUUGUUGGGAGCGAUGUUCCCGCUGCCACGUGUCCUGUAUGCUAUGUCUUCGGACGGUAUCAUCUUCAAAAAGCUUCGGACGGUGCAUCCCAAGACGCAAACUCCGGUGCUGGCGACGAUCCUCGCCGGAUUGUUGGCCGCUACGAUGGCGCUGCUGUUCAACUUGCACCAGCUGAUCGAUAUGAUGUCCAUCGGAACGCUGCUGGCUUACACGAUUGUCGCGGUCAGUGUGCUUGUGCUGCGGUACCAAGAAGACACGUUGCUGCAGACUACGGAAGUCAGCGUCACACUGCCCGAUGUGUGCAAGCAGAUGUUCAACGUGGACAAGCUGAAGGAACCGAGCAAGCUGUCGUCGAGUAUCGUCAAGGGUGGAAUCUGUGUGUUUGCUGUUCUUGUCUGUGCCGUUUGCGGAAUCCUCGUGAUGGCCGACGACCAAGUGUCUGCCGGUGAUCCUGGAGUCAUCAUCACUCUUUCGGUUCUGGCCGGUGUCAUGGUUCUCCUCAUCGUCAUCACUUCCUUCCAGCCCAAGGAAAGCACUCUGCUGACCUUCAAAGUACCUCUGGUUCCAGUGCUGCCCAUGUUGAGUGUGUUCUUCAACUUGUACCUGAUGUUCCAGCUGGACUCUGGCACGUGGAUCCGGUUCGCCGUGUGGGUCGUGAUCGGCUACAUAAUCUACUUCACGUACGGAAUCCACCACUCCGUCGAGGGUGCUCUGGCCAAGGAACAGGCAGCGCUGACCGUGAACGGUAACGGCCACAAGCCUGCCAACAAGGCCGGCUUCGACAACAACGGAUUUGACUCGAGUCAUGACCGGAUCGUGUCCACCAUCCCAACGGAAAACCCGCGAAGGAGUUCCAAAAACUCGUACACCUUCAACAACGAGUAAGCUGAACGUGGAAAAAAGAAACCGAUUUAGCGAUUAAGUACAAAACGUUAGGCUGCUGCAUCGAUCGGUCCAUCGCAGAGACAUUAGAUUUUAUAUCCAGAGCUCUCUCGAAUCGCAACUUGCCGCAACGCAGGCCCAGUACUCCAGAGAUGUGGUGUUUUAGUGGAUAAGCUAGCCGGUAUUCGAUGAACAGUGUGAUGAUAUUGUAAACCUUUUAAAGUAUUCAGCUGCCGGAUCGAUUUUAUCGAAGACGACUCACGGUGUGAGUCGAAAACCCCCCCAAACUUGUGAUAAAAAGAAUUUAGUGGUAUUUUUUUUCAGUUAAACAUACACACAAAAAGUGCAACACAUUUUAAUGAUAUGAAAAGUGUUAAGUAUCGGCGGACGGAACGAUUAACUAAAUGUAUUUUAUUACAGCUGCACACACACAGGCCUGAGCCCGAUUGUGUCGAGUACGUUAUACACGAAACAUUAAAACAAACCCCAAUAAAUCAAGAUAAGCGAUUGA